UGUGAGUGGCUUCAGUUUUUUAAUCGACGCGGGGGGCUCCACUUCCACUCCACAGGCUCUAUACUCUCUUCUCCACUAGUUAAAUUUUGCGUUGGAUCUAGAGCCUGCCUGUCUUUGAUUCGUCUCAACAAUGGAGAUGGUCCUCGCCGCCGCAGCAAACUGUACCGGUGCCUUGUCGUCCAACCACCCCAAAACGUUCCUCAAAUCGCGUCGAUCCUCGCUCCAAAUGCGGGCCUGCAGAUCGGGCCCCGCUGCGCCGCUCGCCGUGUCGUCCGCCGCCGCGCCGGAGGAGCCGCGCCCGGUGCGCCUGGGCAUCAUGGGCUGCGGCUCCAUCGCGCGCAAGGUCGCGCGCUCAAUGCUGCUCGUCCCCGCCGCCGACGUGGCCGCCGUCGCCAGCCGCUCCGAGGGCAAGGCGCGCCUCUUCGCCGCCGACAACGGCCUCCGGAGCGGCACGCGCAUCCACGGCUCCUACGAGGCGCUCCUCGACGACCCGGACGUCGACGCCGUCUACAUGCCGCUCCCCACCAGCCUCCACGUCAAGUGGGCGACCGCCGCCGCCGAGCGGGGCAAGCACCUGCUCCUCGAGAAGCCCACCGCGCCCUGCGCCGCCGACCUCGAGCCCAUCCUCGCCGCCUGCGAGGCCAACGGCGUGCAGUUCAUGGACUCCACCAUGUGGAUGCACCACCCCCGCACUGCCAAGAUGCGUCAGCUCGUGGCCGAUCAGGACACAAUCGGAGACGUCAGAUUUAUAAACACCAUGGUCAGCUUCCUAGCAAACGAAGAUUUCCUCCAGAAUGACAUCAGGGUGAAGCCAGACCUUGACGGCCUGGGUGUGCUCGGUGAUAUCGGGUGGUACUGCAUCCGUGGAAUCCUGUGGGCGGUUGACUAUGAGCUGCCCAAGAAUGUGGUUGCUCUCCGUCACCCUGUCAAGAACCAAGCCGGCGUGCUCCUUGCUUGCGGCGCGUCGCUCUACUGGGCCGACGGCAAGGUCGCCACCUUCCACUGUUCUUUCCUUACCAACCUGACCAUGGACCUCACCGUCGUCGGCACCAACGGUACUAUUCAUGUCACCGACUUGGUCAUCCCGUACGAAGAGAAGUCUGCUCCGUUCAGCGUCGACUCCAAGACAAACUUCGCCGAACUCUCUACCGGAUGGGAUCCACAUCCGAGCAAGCAUGUUGUCACCACGGACCUACCCCAGGAGGGGCUCAUGGUCCAGGAGUUCUGUAGGCUGGUGCAGGGCAUCAGAGAUGCCGGUGUCAAGCCUGAGGGGAAGUGGCCGGGCAUCACCCGGAAGACACAGAUUGUCGUGGAUGCAGUGAAGGCUUCUAUUGACAACGGAUUUGAGUCCGUCGAUGUUGCCAGCUAAAUACAACACAUAACUGGUGUUCCCACGUUGUAUCUUCCAGACCAUGACAAAUCUAUUUACUGAAAUAAUUUGAACGAUUCUUGUCAUAUUGAGGACAAUAUUGCAAUGAUCAAGUAAGGGUUACUA
Messenger RNA from Triticum dicoccoides, 1495 nucleotides. RefSeq lists its product as uncharacterized. Gene Ontology annotation, molecular function: nucleotide binding. Lineage: Eukaryota; Viridiplantae; Streptophyta; Magnoliopsida; Poales; Poaceae. The coding region runs from base 131 to 1369 and encodes 412 amino acids. The record is from RefSeq and is a predicted model, not a curated record. The transcript has 2 exons.